Vicia villosa (hairy vetch) is the source of this 1077-nucleotide messenger RNA. RefSeq lists its product as uncharacterized. Bases 1 to 1077 code for a protein of 358 amino acids. Lineage: Eukaryota; Viridiplantae; Streptophyta; Magnoliopsida; Fabales; Fabaceae. Gene Ontology annotation, molecular function: nucleic acid binding. The record is from RefSeq and is a predicted model, not a curated record. The transcript is spliced from 4 exons. Gene Ontology annotation, biological process: DNA integration.
AUGGCUGCUCAAAGCUCCCAAUUUCAAGAAGAAAUAAGAAGUAAUUUUCAGAAUACAGGAGCAUCUAUUAAAAAUCUUGAAAUUCAGAUGAGUCAAAUAGCACAACAAUUGGCAAGUCCUCAGCAACCUGGUGCUCUACCUAGUGCCACGGUUACGAAUCCCAAAGACCAUAAUAAUGUGAGCGCUAUAGUAACUAGAAGUGGUAAAGAGAAAGAAGUUGUAGAGGAGAGUAUUGAAGAAGGAGAGCCAUUACUUGAAGUGGAUGUAGAAAUAAAAGUGAGUGAGGCAGAAGUGGAAGACUUAGGUGUGUUGGAACCAACAACUAAAGGGGAUUCUAAGCCAAGGCUUCUGAGAUGGAUCUUACUCCUUCAGGAGUUUGAUGUGGAGAUUCGUGAUAAAAAAGGAUGCAAAAACACAGUCGCAGACCACCUUUCCCGAAUGUCGCCUAUCGAGGAAAAAGAGGAAAAACGCCCAAUACAGGAUGAAUUCGCAGAUGAGCAUAUCCUUGAUGUUAUUGGUGCACCUUGGUUCUACUUAUGGGAUGACCCCCUCCUAUACAAGAAAGGGAUAGAUGGGUUUGUCAGAAGGUGCGUACGAGAGGAGGAACAAAGGGAUGUGCUAAAAGCAUGCCAUGACUCAGACUAUGGGGGACACUUUAGUGGAGAUAGAACUGCUGCGAAAGUCUUACAAUCUGGGUUAUACUGGCCGACCUUAUUCAAGGAUGCUCACCAUGUUGUUCGAGAAUGUGACAGAUGUCAAAGAACAGGGAACAUCUCAAAGCGAAAUCAGAUGCCUCAGAAAGCUAUGUUGGAAGUAGAACUGUUCGACUUAUGGGGGAUUGAUUUUAUGGGACCGUUUCCACCGUCUUUCGGGAAGAAUUAUAUUUUGGUGGCAGUUGACUACGUAUCAAAGUGGGUGGAAGCUGUGGCCUUGCCCACCAAUGAUGCGAAAGUGGUGGUGACUUUUCUCAAGCAUAACAUUUUCUCUAGGUUUGGAGUACCCAGAGCACUAAUCAGUGAUGAAGGAAAAGCUAGUUCUAGUGGUGGAUACAAGGGGAGGAAAGACAAGGAAAAGUGA